AGGGCCCACCAGCAGCACUUGGCACAGGAGCGGGUGGCGCAGGAGCAGCGGGAGCUGUCGCAGCGCCACCACGCGGAGGAGCUGCGGCGACAAAUCGGCGACAGGCGACAACAGCGGCUGCGCGACAGAGAGGCGGAGCUGGAGGAGGGACAGCGACAGCAGCGGCUGGCACGGGACAGGGCGGAGCGGCUGGCGCGGCUGGCACGGGACAAACUGCAGCGCUUCAGGGACAGCGGAGUCCCCGACAAAAUCUGCGCCGUGGUGGAGCGCAAGGCCUGGGCCACCGUCAGCGCGGCCACCUCCUGAUGUCACCUUUGUGUCACCUCUGCCACCUCUUGAUGUCACCCUGGAGUCACUCUGGUGUCAC
Malurus melanocephalus (red-backed fairy wren) is the source of this 367-nucleotide messenger RNA. RefSeq names its product cilia- and flagella-associated protein 45-like. The record is from RefSeq and is a predicted model, not a curated record. NCBI's taxonomy places the organism in Eukaryota, Metazoa, Chordata, Aves, Passeriformes, Maluridae. The transcript has 2 exons. The annotation marks the transcript as partial.